Gracilinanus agilis (Agile Gracile Mouse Opossum) is the source of this 2499-nucleotide messenger RNA. RefSeq names its product glutamate ionotropic receptor delta type subunit 1 (gene GRID1). The transcript has 13 exons. Gene Ontology annotation, molecular function: glutamate receptor activity; transmitter-gated monoatomic ion channel activity involved in regulation of postsynaptic membrane potential. Gene Ontology annotation, biological process: modulation of chemical synaptic transmission; synaptic transmission, glutamatergic. The record is from RefSeq and is a predicted model, not a curated record. Lineage: Eukaryota; Metazoa; Chordata; Mammalia; Didelphimorphia; Didelphidae. Gene Ontology annotation, cellular component: postsynaptic membrane; plasma membrane. The coding region runs from base 1 to 2373 and encodes 790 amino acids.
AUGGAAGUGUUGACGCUGUGGCUUCUCCCCUGGAUAUUUCAGUGCGUUUCGGUGCGGGCGGACUCCAUCAUCCACAUCGGUGCCAUAUUUGAGGAGAAUGCCGCUAAAGACGAUGAAGUUUUUCAACUGGCUGUGUCAGACCUCAGCCUCAACGAUGACAUUUUGCAGAGUGAGAAGAUCACCUACUCCAUCAAGUUCAUAGAGGCCAACAACCCCUUCCAGGCAGUGCAGGAAGCUUGUGACCUGAUGACCCAGGGAAUCCUGGCUUUAGUUACGUCCACAGGCUGUGCAUCUGCCAAUGCCUUGCAGUCGCUCACAGACGCCAUGCACAUCCCACACCUCUUUGUCCAGCGUAACCCUGGGGGCUCCCCCAGGACGGCGUGCCACCUGAACCCCAGCCCAGAAGGGGAGGAGUAUACAUUGGCCUCACGUCCACCUGUUCGCCUCAAUGAUGUCAUGCUUAAGCUGGUCACGGAACUACGGUGGCAGAAAUUCAUUGUGUUCUAUGACAGCGAUUAUGAUAUCCGUGGGCUGCAGAGCUUUCUGGACCAGGCUUCCAGAUUGGGGCUCGAUGUGUCCUUACAAAAGGUGGACAGAAAUAUCAGCCGGGUGUUCACCAGUCUCUUUACCACCAUGAAGACCGAGGAAUUAAAUCGCUACCGGGAUACGCUACGUCGGGCAAUCCUGCUGCUUAGUCCUCAUGGAGCCCAGACAUUCAUCAAUGAGGCAGUGGAAACCAACUUGGCUUCUAAGGACAGUCACUGGGUGUUUGUGAAUGAGGAAAUCAGUGACCCAGAAAUAUUGGAGCUUGUGCACAGUGCAUUAGGAAGAAUGACUGUGGUCCGGCAGAUCUUCCCAUCUGCAAAGGAUAACCAGAAGUGCACAAGGAAUAACCACCGUAUCUCUUCACUUCUCUGUGAUCCACAGGAAGGCUAUCUCCAAAUGUUGCAGGUGUCUAACCUCUACCUGUAUGACAGUGUGUUGAUGCUGGCCAACGCCUUCCACAGAAAGCUGGAAGAUAGGAAGUGGCAUAGCAUGGCGAGCCUGAAUUGUAUGCGGAAGUCCACUAAGCCUUGGAAUGGGGGCCGAUCCAUGCUGGACACCAUCAAGAAGGGCCAUAUCACUGGCCUCACAGGAGUGAUGGAGUUCCGAGAAGACAGCUCCAAUCCCUAUGUCCAGUUUGAAAUUCUCGGAACCACUUACAGCGAGACCUUUGGCAAAGACAUGCGCAAGCAAAUAUUUCAGAACCACGAAUUCCCAGAGCUGGAAGGGAUUUUAGAGAUCAUGGUAUCCAACCUCCUUAUCUUAAAGGUGAAAGAACUGGGACCUAAAAAGGUUGAAACAUUUCAGGACCUGUCCAAACAAAUGGAUAUAUCUUAUGGCACAGUCAGAGACUCAGCUGUAUAUGAAUACUUUAGAGCCAAAGGCACCAACCCCUUGGAACAGGACAGCACAUUUGCUGAACUUUGGAAGACCAUCAGCAAGAACAAUGGAGCUGAUAACUGUGUUUCAAAUCCUUCUGAAGGCAUCAGGAAGGCAAAGAAAGGAAAUUAUGCCUUUUUGUGGGAUGUGGCGGUGGUGGAAUAUGCAGCCCUAACGGAUGAUGAUUGUUCAGUGACCGUCAUUGGCAACAGUAUCAGCAGUAAGGGCUAUGGCAUAGCACUUCAGCAUGGCAGCCCCUACAGGGACAUCUUUUCCCAGAGGAUCCUGGAGCUACAGGAUACUGGUGACUUGGACGUCCUCAAACAGAAAUGGUGGCCACGUAUGGGCCGCUGUGACCUGAAUAGCCACACAAGUGCUCAAACAGAUGGCAAGUCCCUGAAACUACACAGUUUUGCUGGCGUAUUCUGCAUCCUUGCUGUGGGCCUUCUCCUUGCAUGCCUGGUGGCAGCCCUGGAGCUAUGGUGGAACAGCAACCGCUGCCAUCAAGAAACACCGAAAGAGGACAAAGAAGUUAAUUUGGAGCAAGUACAUAGACGUAUGAACAGCUUAAUUGAUGAAGAUAUAGCUCACAAGCAGAUUUCUCCUGCAUCCAUCGAGAUCUCAGCCCUGGAGAUCGGCGGGAUGCCACCUAGUCAGACCUUGGAGCCCGUCCGCGAGUACCAGAACACUCAGCUCUCCGUCACCACGUUCUUGCCCGAACAGAGCAGCCAUGCGGCCAGUCGGACUCUAUCAUCAGGAGCAGGCAGUAAUCUGCCACUGCCUCUCAGCAGCUCAGCAACCAUGCCCUCAAUACAGUGCAAACACAGAUCUCCCAAUGGGGGACUGUUUCGUCAGAGCCCCGUGAAGACCCCCAUCCCCAUGUCAUUCCAGUCUGUGCCUGGGGGCGUCAUUCCAGAGGCUAUGGAAACUUCCCAUGGAACAUCCAUAUGAUUGACACCCACCCACCCUUCUGCCCACCCACCCAACCAGCAGAGCUUUUUAAUACAACUAAAAACAAACAAACAGAAAAAAAAAAACCACAAAAGACUCUUACAUUUUUCUUGUACAUACCUGUAA